AUGGCUCUUCAGAACCAAUUACUUGGCUUCAAUAACUGUUCUUCCAGUGCCAGUGUUACUAGCACAGACAUGUCGGAAGAGUCUCCUCGCAAUGAAGUUCAAGAAGAGGCUUUAACUUCCAAAGAAAUCCUUGAUCAGAGCCAAUCCAACGAAGGGGGGAAUAAUCGCCAGUCGAUCUUGUUAGAUUCCGUUACGGCAAGUUUUCCUCCAAGGCUGCCAGGGUCAUCGAAGAAUCCACAUCCGCCUCCACCUGUGGAUGAGGAAGAGGAGCAUGAGUAUGGCUGCAAGUACUGUAACAAGAAGUUCUCAAACAAGCAAGCUUUAGGCGGGCACCAGAAUGCACACACUCUCGAACGCACCAUUGAAAAAAAUAUCAAGGAAUGGCAGAUGGCUAACUCCGGAUACCUGCCUCGUAAUAAUUUCACUGGUUCUUUGUUCAACAGGUCUCAGGCAUUUUUCAACAGGGCAAUGAUGAACAUGACCGUGCACCAUAGAAUGAUGCCUCGUCCCCUCCCAGGGAUUAACAAAGGUUACCCUGGAUUGCCGAGGCCUGUGCCUGGAAAUGUUACCCAGUUUAUGGCACGACCUGGCUCUUCGUGCCUUGAAAAUCGCCCUCCAGGCUUUCGUUUUUCGACUUCUUGGCCUGUUCCCAACAUGAACUUUCUGGGAGAAAGCAGCAAUGUGCAGGUGAAUGGUCGAGAGACUCAGGGUGUUGAAGACGACUCAGGCCUCGAUUUAACUCUCAGGCUUUAA
Messenger RNA from Olea europaea var. sylvestris, 753 nucleotides. Its product is annotated as zinc finger protein 4-like. The coding region runs from base 1 to 753 and encodes 250 amino acids. Gene Ontology annotation, molecular function: DNA-binding transcription factor activity. The transcript has a single exon. The record is from RefSeq and is a predicted model, not a curated record. Lineage: Eukaryota; Viridiplantae; Streptophyta; Magnoliopsida; Lamiales; Oleaceae.